Molecule: messenger RNA, 2101 nt
Organism: Zingiber officinale
Lineage: Eukaryota; Viridiplantae; Streptophyta; Magnoliopsida; Zingiberales; Zingiberaceae
Product: probable sugar phosphate/phosphate translocator At1g53660
Exons: 4
Coding region: 170-532 (120 amino acids)
Source: RefSeq, a predicted model, not a curated record
UUCACCCUGUAAUCUUUUCGUGACUUUAGUCGUUUCUAAUUUAUUGAGCCACACUUUUUCUCCUCUCUCGGGGCCGGCGGUCGGCCUAUGCCCUUCCCACGGUCGGACUGUAGAGGUCGUCCCCCCUCUCCCAAUCUCUUUCACUUCCUGCUUGGUGAGAGGCGGCGGAAUGGCUAGAUCCGGCCGCCACCUCCGGUUCGGCGGGGAGAAGGCGGCGGACUUGAUCCGGAGAUGCGGCGAAGGAGGUAUCACCUACGGUUGCAUUUUCCUCUACAUUUCCGUGUCCAGUGGCCAGAUCUUCUUCAACAAGUGGGUUUUAUCAUCCAGUGAGAUCAACUUCCCAUAUCCUGUUGCAUUAACUUUCCUGCACAUGCUGUUCUCUUCAGUAUUGUGCUUUCUACUCGCCCAAGUUUUCAAGAUUAUAACGAUUGAAGGGGGGGAUGACUUCAGACAUGGUAAUUCACCCCCCUCUUGCCGGCCGCCAGGGGACCAACAAUUGGUAUCAGAGCAAAGUUCGUUUCAGAAGGAUUAACCGUCGACCGAAGCACCAGAGAUGAUCGGACCGAGCAUCUAUCCACCGAAAUUCGGGGAGGAAUUCGCUAAUUGGAAGAAAAAGAUGGAGGUAUUUUUAAAACAGAUUUUGAAUUAUUAAUCAUUAUGAAAUAUGGUUUUGUAACCCCGAAAGACAAAGAAGAAUAUUAGUAGACGAAGAAGGAGCAAGCCGACUUCAUGGCAAACGGCAAAACAGAGUUCUAUUUGCUAAGAGUUUUGCCAUCACAAGAAGUCAACCGGAUCUGAGCUUACGAGUCAGCCAAGGAGCUCUGGGAGAAAUUCCUGGAACUACAUGAAGCGACCUUGGAGGCAAAACUAGCGAGACAGGAUCUGCUCCGAAACUAGAUCAGCAAUCUCCGAUUAGAAGAAAGCGAAUCCGUUGCAUACCUUCACUCAAGGAUUAUGGAACUCAUUACUGAACUCACGAAUCUCGGAGAAAAGGUAACUAAUCGAGAUUCACUAAGGUACGCGCUUAAUGCAUUUCCUAGAACUUCUGAAUGGGUAUCCUUAGUAGAUGUAUAUUACAUCUCUAGAUCUAGAGGUGAGUACUUUAGAAGAGUUAUUUUCAACAUUUGAGAUUCACGAAUUUAGAAAUACAAGUCUAAGAACGAAGAAAACGAGGCAAAACUUGACGAACAAGAGUCCGAAACAUCUCUUGACGAUGACGAAACGACGUUCAUGGUAAGGAAACUUAAAACGUUCUUUAAAACUAAUAAAUUUAAUCAAGUGCAGGAUAAAAGAAAAAAAGAAAGAUAAGAUGUUAUCACUGCGAUGAAGAGGGGUACGUCAAAGACAACUACCCAGAAUUGAAGAAUAAGGAGAAGAACAAGAAGCCAGUUCAGACAAAGUAUCGAAAUCUAAAGGCAACGUGGGACGAAAUGUCGUCCGAGUUGGAGAUCGAAACCCCCGUCAGACUUGCGCUAGUAGCAAGUCACCAAGAAAAAGAAGACAAAGCAAGCUCUUCCGAAAUGAGCAUCGAGAGCAUCGAUGAAAGGGAGAGCAACAUGAGAAGGAAGCAGCACUUCAGGGGGAGCUUCAGAUUACGGGAUCGAUAAGGUAAGUCAGGUACGGUCUCAACCUCCUGAUAAGUUAUUUCAGUUUAUAAAAAUGUUAUCAAAAAAUGUCUGUAAGUUAGAAAAAGAAAAUCAAAAGGGUUAAAAUUAACCUUAGCAACAUGUUGUCGACUAGAGGAUUUGACCAGAUAAAAAUUGAAAAUGAGAAAUUAAAAAUGGAAAUAGAAAACCUAAAGAAUCCUGCAUGUUCGAAUAUAGCUAUUUCUAAUUUCAAAAUUUAUCAAAGACUAAACUGACACUUUAGAUAUCAUAAGGGUCAAAUCAGAAAAUAUCAACAAAAUAUAUCUCUAAGAAAUUUUUAAUUAAUCGAAAGGAACCUAUAUUGGGUCCAAAAUUAUGCUUAAAUUGAAUAAUUAUUAUGCAUGUUUUAUUUUUAAUUUUAUUUUAUAUUUUUGCUUAGAAUUAUCAAAUAAUCCACAUAAUUUCGGUUAGAAAUUAAUUAAAAUUAGUUUUUUUUUGAGAAAGAGAAUUUCAUU